AUGGAGAUGCUGGAUGUUAUGGGCGAGGAAGGGAUGGAGUCAGCCCGAUUGAUCGCCAUGACCAUUUUAAACUCCACCUUGAAUGGGUCAACUAACUUCACCAACAUCACCUUUUUCCACUACUACCAACACUCUUUGUACGUAGCUGCCAGCUACAUCCUGGCCUACGCCUUCAUCUUCCUGCUGUGUAUGGUGGGUAACAUGCUGGUGUGCCUGAUCGUACUGGAAAACCGCUGUAUGCGCACAGUUACCAACCUCUUCAUCCUCAACCUGGCCAUCAGCGACCUACUGGUCGGGAUCUUCUGCAUUCCUACGACUCUAGUGGACAACCUCAUCACAGGGUGGCCCUUCUCCAACACAGUUUGCAAAAUGAGCGGAUUUGUGCAGGGGGUGUCUGUGUCAGCGUCAGUCUUCACCCUGGUGGCCAUUGCUGUUGAAAGGUUUCGAUGUAUCGUCUACCCUCUGCAACCCAAGCUGACUCUGCUCGUUGCCAAGGCAGCCAUCUCGUCCAUCUGGGUGUUGGCCGUGGCAGUCAUGUGUCCCGCCGCCGUAGCGCUGACCGUUGAGAAAGUCCCUUUCCAUUACAUGGUGUACAACGACAACUUUAAUCACACAUUGCCCUUGUACACCUGCUACGAAAACUUUUCCAACCCACAGAUGAGAAAGAUCUACACAGCAGUUCUGUUUGCUCUUAUCUACAUGGUGCCCCUCACCAUCAUCACGCUGAUGUACGUGAGUAUCGGAGUCAAGCUCUGUUCCUCCUCGGUGGCCAACCGAGAGCCGCAGCCGGCCGACGCAACGGUCCAGGCGGGAGCGACGAGACAACGUCAGCCAAUAAUAUCGCAGAAAAAGAUCAAGGUCAUAAAGAUGCUCAUUGUGGUGGCUUUGCUUUUCAUGGUGUCCUGGCUGCCACUGUGGACCCUCAUGAUGAUGGCAGAUUUCGGAGGCCUGGAUAGGGAGCAGCUGGACCUCCUGACUAGUUACAUCUUUCCCUUUGCCCACUGGCUUGCUUUCGCCAACUCUAGCGUGAACCCCAUCGUCUACGGCUACUACAAUAAGAACUUUAAGAGGGGCUUCCAGGUGGUGUGCAAGUCAAAGCCCCUCUGCUGCAUCAGGAGGCUGGGGAGAAAAACUUCCAGCUGCGGAAGGAGAAGAAGGUCCGUGCAAGAACCUUAUGGAGAUAUUGGAUUAAGAGAUGGCGUUAACCUUCACAGCAACUUUGCGUUGGGAGUGAGAAACCGCGUCCAUAAUGACAACAAGUUGAGUGACACACGCAAAGGCAACAGGAGCUCCAGGGUGGAGUGUGUGGCGGUGCACUCGUGUAAAAACCCCUCAGAUCAAGGGUUAGAAGUGGUGGCCGUACAGAGUAAUGGGAGCAAAGGAGAAGCCUCUGAAAAGGUUUCCCCCCUGGGAGUUUCAGUAUACCAGGCCUGGGAUAACUGA
Molecule: messenger RNA, 1443 nt
Organism: Cololabis saira (Pacific saury)
Lineage: Eukaryota; Metazoa; Chordata; Actinopteri; Beloniformes; Belonidae
Gene: npffr1l2
Product: neuropeptide FF receptor 1 like 2
Exons: 3
Coding region: 1-1443 (480 amino acids)
Biological process (GO): G protein-coupled receptor signaling pathway
Cellular component (GO): membrane
Molecular function (GO): neuropeptide receptor activity; peptide binding
Source: RefSeq, a predicted model, not a curated record